AUGUCCUACUCUAUCUUCGACAGCCUGCCUGGCCACGGCCCCGAAACCCUUGCCCUCUGCGCAAGCGGUGUGAGCAAGGAGCUCUCGGACGUCAAGGUCGGGGACGUGUUGUGUGGCCCGGAUUGCCGCCCUCGUCUUGUCCUCAAGAUCGCCCGAGGCCCCGCAACAAUGACAUGCCUCAACAUGAAGAGCGCUGCCGACCGUCUCCUUGCGACAGAGAACACGAUGGCGAGUUGUGCCGUCAACAAUACGACCGUCGCGCCUGUCGCGCAGAUUUACGGUCGCGGCAGCGUGGCGGCCCGUGCGUCCUUGGAGCGGAUCGUUGGCGGUCCUCUUCCCGACCCCCUCGUCCUCUCGGACAACGACAAGCGAAAGCAAACCGUUGUCCACCGCCUCAAGGUUCCUUCGGCGCCUCGCUUCGCCUGGAAGCCUCAGGAUGCGACGUCGUUCAUCGUCCGCCACCAGACCAAGGGUGCGCUGAAGCUCGAGGUAUUCUCGUUCAAGACCACUGGCCUGCGCGCCACCUCCACCGCCACCCAUGCCUUCGAGAGUCGCGCCGAGGCCUUCUCCGCCGCCAAGGCUUUUGUGACGAGCAAGCGCACGCGCACGGUCGACAACCUCGCCGACCGCUACGAGGAGAUGCAGGUCGACUACCACCAGCACUCUUCCCUCGUUGUGGACGACCGGAUUCCGGGUAUCUACCUGAAUCGUAACGGCCGCACCGCGCCCUUCCUCGCCGUCGUCUACCAGCCUGCCUCCGGCCCCAAGAGGCAACAAUUCUUCCACUUCAACGGCGACAUCGCUGUUGAGAAGGAGGGUGAGGGCUUGGACAACGAGGAGGACGAGGAGGACGAGAAGGACGAGGAAGAGGAAGAGGGUGUCGACAACAACGACGCCACCGAGGCCGCAGCUCCGUCGCCGAAGGGUGCCACCUUUGAGAUGUCACGUCUCCGCGACGUGCUCUCCCUUUCGGCGGCGGGUCGCAAGAAGCGUCUUCUCCACCGGGCCGUGCCUGUGGAGUUCCCCUCCCAGCCCCUCCCCAUCGACCCCACAUUCCUGGGAGCGUGGCUGUCCGAUGUCGGCGUUGGCGCCAAGGCGCACGAGGAGUCGACUGUUGUCGACUGGCUCAAAAAGAAGGCCGAAUACCUCGACCACUCCUUGGUGUACCGCCAAGCCACAUCGACGGCCGUCACGACGCGCCCCCCGCAUUCCACCAUUCGCGCGGCGCGUCUCGAGGCGGGCCUCUUCAUCCACACCAGCCAGGACACCUACACCUGGUCUGAAGAGGCCCCCUCCGAUAAUGAGCUCGACGCUGGCACUGCCGCCGACGACCACGAUCUCGACGUCAUGGACGACGACGACAAGAACAACGACCACGACGAAGACAACGUGAUGGACCUGGACGACCCUCCUCCCCACAAUGAUGGUCCAGAGCACCAGGGUGGCGAUGGCCCCGACCACGACAACGACAACGACGAGCGCCCCGACGCCGACGAGGCGACAGAAGAGUCCCCUGGCCGCAACCCAGCGGUUAGCGGUGACGUCCAGCCUAUGGACUUCGAUGGAGGCGGUGAGGAGGAAGAAGAGCAGGCGGAGGAAAUCGACCCAGACUACCACUCAUUCUUCCCCCUCGCCGUGCCCAAGAUGCCGGCCGACUUGUCCUCCAACGGCGCUCUCAAGGGCAAGGGUGCAUGGUACGGCCAGGUCACCGACGAGGAAGCCGAAUUCCUCGCAUCCAACCUCCUCCUCAUCGCCCCCGACAGCUCCCAGGACAGCCCUUCAGCUUCCGAACAGCUGUGGUCGGCCCUCGGAGUCCUCGGUGCUGCCCCGACCGAGGCUCGCGACGACCCGGCCAGCAGGCGGCUCCCAAGCGUGUACAUGUACAACACGUUUGGUGCCCGUCUCGACCUGCUGGCCGGCAUUGUCAGCGCGCGGAGCAACUUGAAGCCCGGCUCCAGGAGUAUCUGUGUCCAGCUGCCCAUCAAGUUGACGAAGCUCAUGGACGACUCCUCGUCCUCGCCCUCUCUCUCGGUCUCCGAUAUGCUCUAUGGUGUUGCUGUCGUCCUCACCAGCACCUGGGUUGCCCGUGCUCUGCGCACCCCUGUUGGCCUGGGCUUCACCUCGACGGCCUCUGAUUGUGGUGAAGCGGUGGCACUCUCGAUCUCGGGUGACGGCAAGUUCAUCCGCGAGGAUGGCCUUGUCCUUUGCGGCCAGCAGGACUUGUCGGACGACGAGUUUCCUGGCGUCCGCGGCCUUCUUGUGUGUCUGGGAAGCAAGAAGGGCGAGAUGGCUUCCAACGAAUUUCGUGCAGCUGUGGUGAGCGUUACUCCGUUGCUGUAG
Molecule: messenger RNA, 2340 nt
Organism: Apiotrichum porosum
Lineage: Eukaryota; Fungi; Basidiomycota; Tremellomycetes; Trichosporonales; Trichosporonaceae
Exons: 7
Coding region: 1-2340 (779 amino acids)
Source: RefSeq, a predicted model, not a curated record